Molecule: messenger RNA, 2022 nt
Organism: Suillus plorans
Lineage: Eukaryota; Fungi; Basidiomycota; Agaricomycetes; Boletales; Suillaceae
Product: Bromodomain-containing protein
Exons: 6
Coding region: 1-2022 (673 amino acids)
Biological process (GO): chromatin remodeling
Cellular component (GO): RSC-type complex
Molecular function (GO): protein binding
Source: RefSeq, a predicted model, not a curated record
AUGAAGAGAGAUAUUGGACAAUUGUCGAAUUAUGAUGACGCGGACGGCUCUCGAACAAAGCGACAAAAGCAAGUUGGAGCAUCAUCUGGCCAAGCCGCCACAGGAACCGCGACAAAUGGAGACAUUCAGAUGGACACUGGAGAAGGUAGCAGUUCUGGUGUAGCUGGUUUGAAAGAGCAGGGAACAAAGUUGUGGCAGAUGUUGAAAGACGUGGUCAAUAAAGAAGGUUACAUAUGCUCUCCAGCGUUCAUGCGCUUGCCCUCGAAGCGCCAUUAUCCUGAUUAUUAUGUCUACAUUCAACAACCAAUUUGCUUGGACGAUAUCAAGCAGAAAAUAGAUGACGGCUUAUACAACUCUCUCGAUGAUAUCAGACAAGAUUUCGACCUCUGUUUCUCAAACGCCAAAAAGUACAAUCAGAAGAACAGUCCAAUCUGGCUCGACGCCAAAUUCAUGCUGAAAUUUGUAAAUAAGGAGUAUACGAAGAUGACAGGAAAGAAAGUCAAGAAAAAUAGCGACGGAGACGAUGACGAGGACAAGCCUGCUGAUGGUGGAGACAGCGAGAAGAAGAACAAACAGCCCAACUUGACUCGACUCUUGAAAGCUAGAUUGCAGAAGGUUGUCGAUAAAGCUGACGAAGAAACACAUCGUGUGCUCUCUAACGUUUUCAUGGAGAUGCCGUCGAAGAAGGACUAUCCAAUGUAUUACACACAAAUCAAACGUCCCAUGUGCAUAGAGACCAUUUUUAAACACCUGAAGCGCAAGGAAUAUCAAACCUCUCUAGACUUCGCAAAUGAUGUCGAGCUUGUGUUCUCUAACGCUCUCGAGUUUAAUCAAGACCACAGCCAAAUCUGGGAAGAUGCGAUCAUUCUUCGAGAUUACUUCCGUCAACUCAUGUCCGACAUGCCAGAGCCACACGCGCUACCACAGUACGCGAAGCCUCCAGCAAAGAUCAAAUUAAAAGUUCCGGGCACGGGGGCUGCGACUGCCGGACCCUCUACGACUGUUGCUUCUUCGUCAACCAAACCACAAGAGAAAGAGGGCACUACUGGAGGAUCAUUAACGUUACGCCUUCCUGCAAGUGGCGGAAAUGCCAAGAGUUCAGCCCAAUCCUCGAUCAAUCAACUGCCACCUGGAGCUGGAGUACCUAUUCCAACGACUAAACCUGUGCAAGGCUCAAAACCUAUCGCUGCACCUGUACCUAAACCCGCACCCGCACCCCAACCGUCUGUCGCUGUAGCUCCUCCUGCUCAAGUCCCUACUCCUUUACCGACACCAGCAGUGCAAGUGGCGCAAACGAAAGCUGCACCAUCGCCACAAGUCUCCACACAGCCAUUGCAGUAUCAGCCAACGGCAACUAAGCCCCAAUACUAUCCCAAUGCCACCUAUCAUCAAUACACUCACCCGGCUCCGACUCCUCCGACACCCGCAAUGCCAUCUUCCGCAGUACGAACACAGCCAGCGCCUCAGGUUCAGACGUCUCAAUCGGUUUCAAGAUCACCUGCACCUGUGUUGAUUGGACAUCGAGCGCUCAAGGGCGUUUUCUUGAUAACCAAGCCUCGCGGCAGACCCUUCUGGCUUGAUCAUCGUGAUGGAGUCAAAUCCUGGGCGAUACGACUUGGCCAGGGUGAGAAAUCGAUCUCUGUUGCAGAGAUUAGAUUCUUUGGAGAUGAUGAUGAAACCGGGGAUGAGGAAGGCGAUGGAAACGAUGAACAGCCAGACGAUGAGGAAGAGGAGGAAGAGCCGAGCCCCAGGAAACGUGGUCGUGGCCGCCCGCCCAAGAAUCCGAAAGCAAAAGCCAAGGCGUCUGCACUAGCGAAGAAAGCCGAACAGAAGAAAGCUCAGAACGCGUCUACGCCUCAACAGGAGAGCAUAUUGAUCAACCUUAAUGGUAUCGCUAUGAACGAAAAACUUGAGGAUGGCGUGUGGAAUAUGGACCUUCAAGUUGGUUCAAAUGUUUUGGAAGUUGGUGAGAAGAAUGGAUACGUGUGGAAAGUGUACUUGGACAGAGUUUCCAUCAUAUAG